Vigna unguiculata (cowpea) is the source of this 1923-nucleotide messenger RNA. RefSeq lists its product as uncharacterized. Lineage: Eukaryota; Viridiplantae; Streptophyta; Magnoliopsida; Fabales; Fabaceae. The record is from RefSeq and is a predicted model, not a curated record. Gene Ontology annotation, biological process: meristem development; meristem maintenance; proteolysis. Gene Ontology annotation, molecular function: cysteine-type peptidase activity.
AUGUCUGAUAUGUUGGUGAUGAGUUUUGUGCACCCAAGUGAUGACCUGUUUGCAAGAAUUUUAAGUAAGAUGUCUAGUAAACGCAAACGCAAAUGUAUUCCGGAAGCAGGCAACAAGGGAAAGAAGAACAAGGUGGUGGAAAAUGUUGAUCAGGUGCGAAUUGUGCAUAGGUGCGAAAGCAAGUACAUUGUUGAAGUAAACAAUGUACUAAAAGCCACCCACCGUAAGCGGAUUCAGGCAACACCAUUUAGAUGGUGUUUGGAGGUGGACAAUGCAUUGGAAAUAAAUUGUCCUUUGUUGAGGGAAGUGUUGCGUAGAUGGGUUCCACAAGGGGAAUACAUUCGUGUAAGUCAACAUUUGGUGGGGUUAUCGGUUUAUGAUGUUUGUAUAUGCUUAGGUUUUAGUAUGGUUGGUAAAUGUGUUGAAUUUGAUGUUGAUGUAAGUGGGAUAGUAGGUUCACUUUUUGAGAAGAAACCAAUCACCUUGCGAGACAUAAUUAACAAGAUUAAGAACCUAGUGGUUAGUGAUGAUGAUGUAGACAAUGCGUGCAGGACAUCUAGGACAGUGACCAAUAUGCCUUUCAAAGUGUUAGACAACCUUGACAACUUAAGCGACUAUAACUGGGCAGAGUCAGUGCAUAGUUUUUUGAUCUCUGCACUCAAUCAUGGAUGUAAGGUUGUACGAGAAAAGAUAAAUACUCGUAGCCUUAACUUAGCCGGAUCUGUUGUAGUUGUUCAGGUUUGGGCUACUCGUCGUCUUGGCUUAGAAGAUGUAGAGGGGGAGGUUCAAUUCCCAAGAUUUCUGUGGUGGCCCUCCGUGAAGAUUAGGACACCUAAUAUUGAGUCUGCUUUUGAAAAGAAUAAGAUUGUGUUUGGUUGGGCCCUAACUGCAGAGGAGAAGAACAACCCAAUAGUGCAAAAUGUCGUUCAUUUUGAGGUGCAAUAUAAUGUGAAAAAUGAUGGCAUUGAGGGUGUUUCUCAUUCCAAACAGCAAGUGGAUUUGGAAGAAAAAUUUGAAAAACAUGAACGGGUGAUUCUAGACAUGAAAGAACAGAUAAAGAAGAUGCGUGAUGAAUUUUUUGAUGCUCCUGAACCUGACUCCUGUGCAGGUAAAGGAAAUGAUGUUAAUGAAGAAGAUGGAUGUCCUUCUGAGCAAAAGAAGUGUGAUGAAGGCCAGGCUUGUCCUUCACACCGGGAAGAGAGUCCGCAACCUCAUGAGUGUGAGGAAGAUGACCUGAAUGACAAACCAAAAGCCAACCAUAAUGGAGACGACAAAGCUAUUAAGCCUAACACUGACGGUCAAAGUAAUACACUAUUUAUAGAUAAGGCUAAAUUGUAUAAGGAUGUGACUGCUGUUGGUUGUUCCAGAACUAUUUAUGUUGAUUUGAAUGGUGAGAUAUUGAGGAGCGAUGAAUGUCAAUGUUUUCGUCCUCGUGGUUGGAUUGAUAACAUGUCUAUAAUGUUUGCAGCGUACGAGUUCAUGUAUAAACAGAAAAUGUUGACCGGGAAGAUUAGCAGGGUUAUAUUCAAUCCUUUCUAUACAUUGUUUGCCCCAGUCAUUUAUGCUGAACAUUGGUGGUGUUAUGCUUUUAAUUGUAAAACGAAAGAGUUCUUUGUCUUAGAUUCACUUGCACACAAAUGUCGAAGGCGAAAACAGAUUGAUAGUCACAUGGUACAAAAUGUGGAACAUCUCUUUUGGCUAUUCUUAAAUGACAAAAAUAAAUUGAAGCCAACAUUUGAAGUCCAUAUUGAAGACGUUCCUGAACAGCCUAAUUUGCAUGAUUGUGGUAUUAUGGUGUUGAAGUAUCUUGAGAUAUGGGACGACAUCAAAAGAUUUGAUGGGAAAAGCAUGCCAGCUUACACUGAUGAGGAUCUACAACAAUUCAGGCAGCAGUACAUUUGUGACUGGAUUCUUCACCCAUAA